Messenger RNA from Sphaerulina musiva SO2202, 2067 nucleotides. Its product is annotated as SNF2_N-domain-containing protein. The transcript has 2 exons. The record is from RefSeq and is a predicted model, not a curated record. The coding region runs from base 1 to 2067 and encodes 688 amino acids. Lineage: Eukaryota; Fungi; Ascomycota; Dothideomycetes; Mycosphaerellales; Mycosphaerellaceae. Gene Ontology annotation, molecular function: ATP-dependent chromatin remodeler activity; metal ion binding; ATP binding.
AUGCGUCGUCGAGCUCGCACUCGUGCUCGCCGACAAGGCCGAAUCACAGGUAGGGAUCCUGCACAAACUGCCGAGGAACUGGAGGAUAUGGUACCCCUAGGCCGAAAGGAGCGCGAGCGCAAGAAACUGGAGAAGUCGCAUCCAGUCAUCAAGACGAUGUGGACUGAUCUGGAGAAAGUUCCGGUCAUUGCAGCAGAGGCUGCCGCGCAGCCAGACAGUGUCACACUGAAACUCAAGCCCUACCAACUGGAGGGAUUGAAUUGGAUGAUGAAGCAGGAAAAGACACACUACAAGGGGGGUCUCCUAGGUGACGAGAUGGGUUUAGGGAAGACGAUCCAGGCCGUAUCGCUCAUCAUGUCGGACUAUCCGCAAAAGCAGCCUACGCUUGUGCUCAUGCCGCCGGUAGCUCUCAUGCAGUGGAAGACGGAGAUCGAGGUGUAUACCGAUGGCAAGCUCAAGGUGCUUGUCUAUCAUGGACAGAACACGAAGGUGAAGGGCAUGUCGGUCAAGAAGCUCAAGGAGUUUGAUGUCAUCUUGAUCUCCUACAACAGUCUCGAAUCGUUGUAUCGGAAAGAAGUCAAAGGCUGGUCUCGUGGUGAGGACAUCGUCAAAGAGGAUUCGCCCAUUCACGCCAUCCAUUACCAUCGACUCAUCCUCGACGAGGCACACAGCAUCAAGUCUCGUAAUACAGGCGUUGCCAAGGCCUGCUUUGCUCUGCAAGGGACCUACAAGUGGUGCUUAUCCGGUACUCCCGUGCAGAACCGUAUCGGCGAGUUCUUUUCUCUGCUUCGCUUCCUGGAGGUACGACCUUUUGCCGAUUAUUUCUGCAAGAAGUGCCCAUGUUCCAUGCUGCAUUGGCAGCUUGACGACGCUUACAUGUGCGUAGAGUGCAAGCACGCUGGCAUGGAACACGUGUCUGUCUUCAACCAGGAACUGCUGAAUCCACUGACACAAUCGGAAGAGCAAGAAGAUCGUAACAAGGCCAUGGCGAAACUGCAUCUUAUCACGGCACGCAUCAUGCUCCGGCGUAUGAAGCGUGAUUACACUCACUCCAUGGAACUUCCGCCUAAGGAAGUGAUUAUCCACAACGAGUUUUUUGGACCGAUUGAGCGCGAUUUCUCAUCCAGCAUCAUGAGCAACACGGCUCGCGAGUUUGAUACGUACGUGGCUCGUGGCGUGAUGCUCAACAAUUAUGCCAAUAUCUUUGGUCUCAUCAUGCAGAUGAGGCAAGUCGCAAAUCACCCUGAUCUUCUGUUGAAGAAGAACGCCCACGAGGGACAGAAUGUUCUUGUGUGCAACAUCUGCGACGAGGUAGCUGAAGAAGCCAUUCGUUCCAAGUGCAAGCACGACUUCUGUCGUUCUUGUGUGAAGUCGUAUGUUUCGUCAAUCGAGGAGACUGAUGGCGAGGCCGAUUGCCCCCGCUGCCAUAUACCGCUGUCGAUUGACUUCGACCAGCCGGAUAUUGAGCAAGACGAAGAGGUCGUCAAGAAGUCUUCUAUCAUCAAUCGCAUCAAGAUGGAGGAUUGGACGUCGUCGACGAAGAUCGAGAUGCUGAUUUACGACCUGUACAAGCUUCGCUCCAAGAAGCAGACGCUCAAAUCGAUCGUAUUUUCGCAGUUUACAUCGAUGCUGCAACUCAUCGAGUGGCGCCUCCGGCGUGCCGGCUUCAACACAGUCAUGCUCGAUGGAUCCAUGACUCCCAUUCAGCGCCAACGGAGUAUUGAUCACUUCAUGACCAACCCGGAGUGCGAGAUCUUCCUCGUCUCCCUGAAGGCGGGAGGUGUUGCGCUCAACUUGGUGGAGGCGUCUAGAGUAUUCAUCGUCGAUCCUUGGUGGAACCCAGCCGCAGAGUGGCAAUCUGCUGAUCGUUGCCACCGCAUUGGUCAACGCCGUCCGUGUGUCAUCACACGUCUAUGCGUCGAAGACUCCGUCGAGUCUCGCAUUGUCAUGCUUCAGGAGAAGAAAGCCAACAUGAUUAAUGGCACAAUCAACAACGAUAAGGUCGCUAUGGAGAAGCUCACGCCAGAAGACAUGCAGUUCCUGUUCCGUACGUUGCCUUCAGCUUGA